AUGAACUUACGCAUACCAAUCGGGUUUAUAACCAUGAUAUUCGCCGUGCUUAUGUCAGCUUGUGUAUUCUUUGACUUAACGAGGCACAUGAAAACAAACAACACCGAUAUAAUAGAGGUAUUACUCAAUAGGGAGGAAGUUGUAAAGCGCCAAUAUUCCAUGCCAUUCGCAAAUGAUGAGUCAAAUACAAAACGAACCACAAGCAUGGGGGGUGGUCCAGCGAGCCAAAACUGCAUGUCAUUCUUAAACGAAGGGCCAGCAAAUAUAAAGUACGCCAUAAAUGAGGAUACCAAACACGGAAAUGCUUCGUGCUUUGUAAAAGACAUACUCGAUCCCCUUUCAAAAGUGGACUUAAAGAUAUACUCUGAGCAGUUCGUUGCAAACGAAACAUCCGAAAUAGAGAUCAAAUACAAGCUUCUGGACGGGGAAAGUAUGCGAAACAACUUUGCCGGAUACCAGAAUGACUGUAUUUUUGACAAUUUAGAGCCAAUUGACGAGAAUUAUGUAGAAAUGUCCAGAUUUGCGUGUUUUACUUCAGAGCCGGCGUAUACGAACUUCUAUGCGAAUAUAAUUGGAGACAGGAACUUCGUCGAGCGCAAAAGUGAGCUUUUGAAGGAUAAGAGUCUGAAAAAAAUCCUCUAUUUCGGGUGGCAGUCUUGCCUUUGGUCGAAAGAUUACUACUCAUCACUAAAAACCCUUUUAGGCAAGGUUUUAGAUGAAAAGAACUAUCGCCCUGGAAUGAAAGUCGGUCGGCAGGUUGAGCUUCUUGGAGGAGUUGCAUUUGUGUAUGACGCUGUGAAAUUUAACACAUUCAGCACGAUAGAGGUAAUAAUUUCAAGGUACCAGCAGACUUUGAAGGCUUUUAAGAAUGAUGUGAUCCAAAAAGAUGAUUUGCAAAAGCUAGCAGCAGUCCAGCUUAGAUCAGAUGCAUACUCUCUGAUAGACUCUUUAAUGCUUCUAGAAUAUAUUGCCGAGAGCAUAAGAACGAUAUCCAAAAAACACGUGGAAUUCGUUAAAGAAGGCAGCAUUUCGGCUGCAGUGGCAGGUACCAGAGAAGUGAAUGCGCUUAACUUCUCCAUCAUGGACAGCCUAAAUAACAGCACCUUCGGAAAAGACAAUAUAUUCACAAAGCAGACGUUUACAUGGCUAAAUUACAUCGAGAGGAGUGUGGAUGUGAUCAAAGCAGCAUAUGAUGAGAUAAACGCGGCUUGGAAAUCCCCAAUAACGAGCAUGAAAGAAGACUUGGAGGCGCUAAAGGAUCUUCAGAAAUCUUUAAAAGCACGUUUGGGGACAGAUCAGACCUUUAUAUUGGUGAAAGGCAUACCUCUGGAUAAGGUAGAUGCUGAUAGUGUGAAGAAUAGCAUGGUCAGUAUUGAUCAUAUGAUUUCAUCGCUGCAUGAUCUGUAUGCUUCCGCCUCUAAAAAAUUCGAAAAAAAGAUAAGCGAUUUCUGCAAAAACAAAACAUCUGACUGUUUGGCGGAUAUGUAUGGGUAUACGUUUAUGCCAGAUGACCCAAUGAAAGGCAAGAUUACGCUAGAAAAUCACAGGAGUGCCUACGAAGAAGCCCUGGCACACAAUGAUUCUUCCCCGAUACCUGCAAGCAAUCCCGGCACAUCAUAA
Molecule: messenger RNA, 1620 nt
Organism: Nematocida major
Lineage: Eukaryota; Fungi; Microsporidia
Exons: 1
Coding region: 1-1620 (539 amino acids)
Source: RefSeq, a predicted model, not a curated record